Messenger RNA from Symbiodinium necroappetens, 899 nucleotides. The record is from the annotation of a GenBank genome assembly. Lineage: Eukaryota; Dinophyceae; Suessiales; Symbiodiniaceae.
AUGGCGUUGCAAACAGUUCUUCUCAGUGGUUUUGCCGCGCUCGUUGGUCUUGCUUGCGGAGCUGCGGGUGCACGUUCGCUUCUGCGAAAACGGGCCGAGGCCCGCCCACCUUGCCAAAGAGCGGCCGGAGCCUGCUCAGCAUUGGCUUUGGUACUCGUCGGCGUCCUUGGAUUGCUAUGGUGUUUUAUUUCGCCUCCGCCAUUUUCGGUAGAGAUCGUGGAGGCACCAAGCUUUCGACGCAACGAUCCGGCUUUGUCUGUGUACCUGGGUAAUGGUUGCUUCUGGCACACCCAGUAUGAUGCAUUCUUGGUGGAGCAAGAUGCCGCUGGUCCAUUUAGGGGCCGGAACAUGAGCCAGAUCACAAGCCUCGUUGGUUUUGCCGGGGGCCGUUACCAAAGUGCCGGUGGUGCUGUUUGUUAUGGUGGUCUCCCGGCCACGGACUACAGUCGACUAGGCCAUGCAGAGGCAGUUUCAAUUAUGCUGGACGAGAUCACUGGGCCCGUCGCCAGGAGUCAGGUGUCAGCUUUGGCACAGAUGUACUUCGAACAUGGCUUUCAAUCGCUCCCAGAUGGUCGAAGGCAGCGGCUAGAUCCUCAAGAUGUGGGGGCUUCGUACCGAAAUGUGAUUGGACUACCCGGCGGGAUGGACAACUCCGAACUGUGGCCUUUGUUUGAGGAAGCCAACACAUAUGGAAUGCCGCUUCUUCGAGGAGCAGUCGGUGACUCUGAAGGCGAAUACGUCGUCUAUGUGUACGACUCCAUGCAGUACCCGUUCUUCCGCGGUGAAGCACACCAUCAGUUUCAUCCCAACAACGUCAUACAAAGACCAGUUCCGUUGUCCUACACAUCGACAUUGAAGAGCGUACAGGAGGAGAUGGGAAGACUGGAGGAAUCCGACAG